CGUGAACAAGUUGACCUCACAGUGCGGUCACUGUGACAUGCCAUGUUCACGCGCACAAAUUCCUUGCUCCCAACCCACUCAACCCAUUUUCUCUCUCUAAAUUAUCUCAAUUGUAACCCUAAUUCUAUACGCAUCUCAAAUGGAACCCUAACUCUUCUGUUCUGUUCAAAGGCCACUGUUUUUCUUCAAAACCAGUUGUUCUGGUUUUGGUUUUUCUUUUUCUAUUUACUGCAAAUUUUCUGUCUUGGUUUUUCUUUUGCAAAUUCAGAUUUUUUUAGCCAUGGAAGCUAGGAAAAACCCACCUCCUAUGAUAGGAAAGGCAGGUAGAUACACAGUGUUUAUCACCCCUCCAAAACAACCCCAGAAUGCUGAAGAAUAUCCGAAGGUGCCCCCAGUUCAGCCUCCUCCUCAGCAGUUUGAUAAGAAACAACCAUUGCAAUCUUCAAGCUCCCCAUUUUCUUUUGUUUGGAACACUGUUUCCAAGAUCCAAACUGUACAUUCUAGCAUUGAUGAAUGCCUGGCUGACUGGUUUGGCUUGAACCAGUCCAAGUAUCAAUGGGCUCUGAAUGAGUACUAUGAGAGCAAAGGACAGGACAUUGAUGUUGUGAAACCCAAGGAGCUGGCAAACAAAGGGCAGAAUGUACAACAGAGCCAUGGCCAGAAAUUCGGGUAAUCGAGGACUUGACUAUUAUUGUCUAUUUGAACUAGCUGAAAAGCUGAUGACCAAAAUGAUUUUCUCUUUAAAUGGGAUUUGUGAGAAGUGGCUUAAAAUGGGGAUGUCCUGUCCUGUCAUUAGUCUUUGCAUCCUUUCUAACAUGUUGCAUCGACAUCACCGUCCUUCAUGAUGCUGAACAUCUGGAUCUUGUUCACUCAAGUCAUUCAACCAAGUUGAUAUGAGGGAAUCAUCAUAUAUCUUAGUGACGUUCGCUGGUAGCAAAAGUGAUUGUAAGAAUUAUUAUUGAUAGUUUGUGUAUUGGAGAUAUUCUCUAGCUAUCACUUUCAUUGUAAAUCUAUGGUGUAAUUUGAGCCUUUCGUUUCGGAAAUCUUUCUCGUUCUCCAUUA
Messenger RNA from Amborella trichopoda, 1062 nucleotides. RefSeq lists its product as uncharacterized. NCBI's taxonomy places the organism in Eukaryota, Viridiplantae, Streptophyta, Magnoliopsida, Amborellales, Amborellaceae. The record is from RefSeq and is a predicted model, not a curated record.